Molecule: messenger RNA, 477 nt
Organism: Acanthosepion pharaonis
Lineage: Eukaryota; Metazoa; Mollusca; Cephalopoda; Sepiida; Sepiidae
Source: the annotation of a GenBank genome assembly
AUGGCUGUUGAUCUAUCUAUCUAUCUAUCUAUCUAUCUAUCUAUCUAUCUAUCUAUCUAUCUCAGUUCUUUUCAUAUCUGUCUUUUCAUAUCUAUCUCAUUCUGUGAAUAUCUAUCUAUCUAUCUAUCUAUUCAGUUCGUUUCAUAUCUAUAUCAUUCUUUUCAUAUCUAUCUCAGUCUGUUCAUGUCUAUCUAUCUAUCUCGUUUUUUUUCAUAUCUAUCUCAUUCUGUUAAUAUCUAUCUAAAUUCUUUUUCCUAUCUGAGUCUCUUCAUAUCUAUCUAUCUAUCUAUCUAUUCAGUUCGUUUUCAUAUCUAUCUCAUUCUUUUCAUACCUAUCUCACCUUCAGAUAUUACCGACCUCUGUUUUUGCUUGUUUUUCUAUCUAUCCCAACAUGUCUACCCAUGUCUGCUUCCGCCUGUUAAUCUAGCUAGUCCUUCUUGUCUGUUAAUUCCUGUUUAUCUAUCUAACAAUCCAUAA